Messenger RNA from Aspergillus campestris IBT 28561, 1737 nucleotides. It is a transcript of the gene vac8, whose product is annotated as protein anchor VAC8. The record is from RefSeq and is a predicted model, not a curated record. Gene Ontology annotation, cellular component: fungal-type vacuole membrane. The transcript has 6 exons. Gene Ontology annotation, molecular function: protein-membrane adaptor activity; protein binding. Bases 1 to 1737 code for a protein of 578 amino acids. Lineage: Eukaryota; Fungi; Ascomycota; Eurotiomycetes; Eurotiales; Aspergillaceae. Gene Ontology annotation, biological process: nucleus-vacuole junction assembly; vacuole inheritance.
AUGAGCGGAUUCGCCGAAACAUGUCUGUCGUGCUUCUCGACGGUCGACCGCUGGUGCCACAUCACGGCGUGCCUGGGUCCCAUCGCCGGUCGCUCGCGCGAUGGCAUCUACGAGACCACCCUCGCCGAUGACGAGCGAGAAGCGGUCUCCGACCUACUCGGCUACUUGGAGAAUCGCACCGAGACCGACUUCUUUUCCGGCGAACCCCUGCGCGCCUUGAGUACCCUGGUGUACUCGGAGAACGUCGACCUCCAACGGAGUGCGAGCUUGACCUUUGCCGAAAUCACAGAACGAGACGUCCGCGAUGUCGAUCGGGAUACCCUCGAACCCAUCCUCUUCCUCCUACAGAGCUCCGACAUUGAAGUCCAACGGGCCGCCAGCGCCGCCCUGGGCAACCUCGCCGUCAAUGCGGAUAACAAGGUGUUGAUUGUCGCUCUCGGAGGGCUGGCGCCGCUGAUCCGCCAGAUGGUGUCGCCUAACGUCGAGGUCCAGUGCAACGCCGUCGGGUGCAUCACCAACCUGGCCACCCACGAGGAGAAUAAGGCUAAGAUCGCCCGGUCGGGCGCCCUGGGGCCCCUCAUCCGCCUGGCCAAGUCCAAGGACAUGCGCGUCCAGCGGAAUGCCACGGGGGCGCUCCUGAACAUGACCCAUUCUGAUGACAACCGACAGCAGCUCGUCAAUGCCGGCGCCAUCCCCGUCCUCGUCCAGCUGCUCUCCUCCCCCGACGUCGACGUGCAGUACUACUGCACCACCGCGCUCAGCAACAUCGCCGUCGACUCGUCCAACCGCAAGCGCUUGGCCCAGACCGAGUCGCGCCUGGUCCAGUCGCUCGUCCACCUGAUGGACUCCUCCACCCCCAAGGUGCAGUGCCAGGCGGCCUUGGCCCUGCGCAACCUGGCCUCCGACGAGAAGUACCAGCUCGAGAUCGUCCGCGCCAAGGGCCUGCCGCCGCUCCUGCGCCUCCUCCAGUCCUCCUACCUGCCGCUCAUCCUCUCCGCCGUCGCCUGCAUUCGCAACAUCUCCAUUCACCCGCUGAACGAGUCGCCCAUCAUCGACGCCGGCUUCCUCAAGCCCCUGGUCGACCUGCUGGGCUCGACCGACAACGAGGAGAUCCAGUGCCACGCCAUCUCGACCCUGCGGAACCUGGCCGCCAGCUCCGACCGGAACAAGGAGCUCGUCCUCCAGGCGGGCGCCGUCCAGAAGUGCAAGGACCUGGUCCUGCGCGUGCCCCUCAGCGUGCAGUCCGAGAUGACCGCCGCCAUCGCCGUGCUGGCCCUCAGCGAUGACCUCAAGCCGCACCUGCUGACCCUGGGCGUGUUCGACGUCUUGAUCCCGCUGACCGAGUCGGAGAGCAUCGAAGUGCAAGGGAACAGUGCCGCGGCGCUGGGCAACCUCUCCUCCAAAGUGGGAGACUAUACUAUCUUCGUGCGCGAUUGGGCGGAUCCCAACGGUGGCAUCCACGGCUACCUGCGGCGCUUCCUGGCCAGUGGCGACCCGACCUUCCAGCACAUCGCCAUCUGGACGCUCCUGCAGCUGCUGGAGUCGGAGGACCAGCGGCUGAUCGGGUACAUCGCCAAGUCGGACGACGUGGUGCAGAUGGUCCGGUCGAUCUCGGACCGCAAUAUCGAGUCGGACGAGGAGGAUGCCGACGACGGCGAGGGUGAGGUCAUUGCGCUGGCUCGACGAUGCCUCGAAUUCCUGGGGAGUGGGCCGCGACCGACGCUGGUCGAGGGCUGA